Purpureocillium takamizusanense is the source of this 1173-nucleotide messenger RNA. RefSeq lists its product as uncharacterized. Bases 1 to 1173 code for a protein of 390 amino acids. The transcript is spliced from 2 exons. NCBI's taxonomy places the organism in Eukaryota, Fungi, Ascomycota, Sordariomycetes, Hypocreales, Ophiocordycipitaceae. The record is from RefSeq and is a predicted model, not a curated record.
AUGCGCCUCGCCCUCACCCUCUCCGCCGCCGCCACCGUCGCCAUCACGACAUCCGUCCCCGCCGUCCUGGCCGGCGGCGGCGGCGGCGACGGCGGCGGCAGUGGCGGCCAUCAUCAUGUCUCCCUCCGCACCCGCGUCGUCCCCAGCGACACCCUCCUCCGCGCCGACGACGUCCUCUCCCUCCCGUACGAGUCCCACCAACCGAGCGCCCCGUUACUCCUUCUGAGACGCACGCCCCUCGUCUCUCAAGAACCGUCAUCAUCAUCAUCAUCAUCAUCAUCAUUAUCCGCCGCCGCCGCUCAAGCAGGCAACAACAACAACACGUCCGGGGGAGUAACAACCAGCGCAGGCGGCGCCGUCACCGCCUUCAACGCCUCCAACUGGGACGCCGUCACCGACGCCGCCUGCAUCGACGCCCUGGCCGUCCUGCCGCGCAGCAGCAACCCCUCGGGCAACUGCCUGUGCUACAACCUCCCCUCGCUCGACACCGCCUCGGGCGUCUUCGAGGCCGACCUGCGCCUCUACCGCAUCUCCACCCCGCGCGACGCCUUCGCCGGCGUCUCCCCCGUCGACAUCUCCGUCGGCGUCGCCUACCGCGGCGCCUCCGUCAGCCCCGUCGCCGCCGACGACCUCAUGGGCCUCGGCGCCGUCGCCAACCGCACCAGGCUCGUCGUCGCGCCCCGUGCUGCUGCUUCUGCUGCUGCCGCUGCCGACGGUGGGCCCAAGCUGCUCCGCAAGUACCUCUUUGUCGGCCAGAUCGACAAGGCGCGCAUGCAGCAGAGCAUGUCCAUGGCCGCCCUCGAAUCCCUCGUCAUCCCCACCUUCACCCUCUCCGCCACCGACCGCUCCGGCACCCCCAUCUCCACAAACGUCUCCCUCAACGAGGCCUCCUUCCUCACCGGCGUCUUCGCCUCGCAGGUCGUCCUCUCCGACUUCUCCGCCGCCCAGGCCGCCGUCGACGCCCGCCUCGCCGCCCUGCGCAACGGCACCGCCGCCUUCGUCCUCCCCGGCACCCAGCUCAUGGUCUUCCCCAUCGGCCUCGUCAUCACCGCCGUCUGGCUCCUCCUCGGCGUCUCCGCCUACGCCGUCGGCACCUGGCAGCGCGUCAACUACGCAGAGACGUACAGGAGGAGGGUGCGCGUCAGCGGCAAGCCCGUGGCGGCGACGUUUUAA